AUGGCGCCCUUUGAAGCGAGGACGACRUGCUCAGGCUGUUUGAUCCGAGCGCUUUCACCUGACCCUCAGGCUGGGUGUGAGCAGAUGGGCCGGGCCGCGCUCCGUUCCUCUGUCUGUGUUUCCUCGCAGCACCAACUGCUCAACCAAGCAGCCGGAAACCGCAAGUUUAAAUGCACCGAGUGCGGCAAGGCCUUCAAGUACAAACACCACCUGAAGGAGCACCUCCGGAUUCACAGCGGUGAAAAACCCUACGAGUGUCCCAACUGCAAGAAGCGCUUCUCCCACUCGGGCUCCUACAGCUCCCACAUCAGCAGCAAGAAGUGCAUCGGCCUGAUCGCCGUCAACGGCCGCAUGCGCACCAACCUGAAGCCGGGCUCCUCCCCCACCUCCGCCUCYGCCUCGCCCACCAACACUGCCAUCACCCAGCUGCGCCAGAAGAUCGAGAACGGCAAGUCGCUGGGCCUCGUUGAUCACGGGAACCACAUGAGCAUCAAAACGGAGCCGCUCGACUUCAACGACUACAAGCUGAUGAUGGCUUCCCACGGGUUCGGCGCUCCUGUUCCGUUUAUGAACGGAGGGAUGGGAGGGACCAGUCCGCUGGGCGUCAACCACCACAACUCGACAGCUCAGAGCCCUCUGCAGCACCUGAGCAUGGCUGGCCUGGAGUCGCAGUUCGGCGGCUACCCAGGUCCGUUGGCGAACAACCUUAGCGAGGUGCAGAAGGUCCUCCAGAUCGUGGACAACACUGUGUGCAGGCAGAAAAUGGACUGCAAGCCGGAGGAGCUCUCCAAGCUCAAGGCCUACAUGAAGGAGCUGGGAAACCAGAUGGAGGAGCACAAGCAGGGGUUAACGUCGCCAGGCGGGCAUCAGGUUGGUCUUCCAUUGGUCAAUCACAACGGCGCCACCAAAAGCAUCAUUGACUACACAUUGGAGAAAGUGAACGAAGCCAAAGCCUGCCUCCAGAGCUUGACGACAGACUCAAAGAGACAGAUUAGCAAUAUCAAACGAGAGAAAUCCAACCACAUGCUCGAAGGAGGUGUGGAGGAGAAGGUGCCGGAAAACAUGUUUACACCGUACGCUUGUCAGUAUUGCAAAGAAACCUUCCCAGGGCCAAUACCUUUGCACCAACAUGAACGCUACCUGUGCAAAAUGAAUGAGGAGAUCAAAGCUGUGCUGCAGCCCAGUGAGAAUCUGAUGGCUAACAAACCAGGGAUAUUCAUGGAGAAGAACUCCCACUCCUCCAUUUUGUCUGAGAAGGGACUCACCGGCCCCCUUAACCCCUACAGGGACCACAUGUCUGUGCUGAAAGCUUACUUUGCCAUGAACAUGGAGCCCAACUCGGAGGAGCUGCUCAAAAUUUCCAUAGCGGUUGGCCUUCCUCAGGAAUUUGUCAAGGAAUGGUUUGAGCAGCGAAAGAUGUACGAGUAUAGCACUACCAGGACCCCACCACUAGAGCACAGGAACAACACGGAAAUGGUYGUUGGAACAAAUAACCACCAAACUCCUCCAAAAGACUCUUUGGCAGCUAGGUCGCCCGUGUCUCUCAUCAAGCCCGCCGACCGCAUCACGUCCCCCUCCAUCGCGGAGCUCCACAACAACGUCAACAACUGUGACAACUCGCUUAGACAUUUGAAGAACCACCAGUUCGGCAGCAACGGCAAGUCCGCCGGCGAGAAGCUGGACCACUCCCGCAGCAACACCCCGUCGCCUCUGAACCUGUCGUCCACAUCUUCCAAAAACUCCCACAGCAGCUCCUACACUCCAAACAGCCUGACGUCGGAGGACCUGCAGGCCGAGCCGCUCGACCUCUCUCUGCCCAGACUCAUGAAGGAGCCCAAGCACGCACUGACCGUCAAGAGCAGGCCGAAGGUCAACAGCAUCACCAUCGACCACAGCAGCAUCCCGUCGCCCCGAGAGCACUUCGAAGAGCCGCUGAACUUGGCCUAUCUCAAGAAGGAUUUCUCAGGCUCAACCAACAAUGGGAACCUUGAAAAAAGCACUAGCCCCAUCUUUGGCAUUAACCCGUUUGCUGCCAAACCUUUGUACACGUCACUUCCACCGCAGAGCGCUUUCCCCCCGGCCACUUUCAUGCCCCCCAUGCAGGCCAGCAUACCGGGUCUCAGGCCKUACCCGGGCAUGGAUCAAAUGGGCUUCCUACCGCACAUGGCCUACACUUACGCAGCAGGGGCGGCUACCUUUGCCGAGAUGCAGCAGAGGAGAAAGUACCAGCGAAAACCGGGUUUCCAGGUAAAUGAGCCACCUGUGAUUUUCGUGAAAAGCCCCAGGCUCUCUUAGACUCUCUGAAAUGUGCUGAACUAAUUUCUGUGCUAAUUAAAAGAGUCAGGAGAGAGAAGCGCUCACCUGAGGUAGGAUGAACUGGCAAAGGCAACAGAGAUAAACAGCUGGGACACCACCCUGAGGUGGGACAAAACCAAGAUGUCAUUAGCAGAGUAAAGGUUUAUGAUAAUGACACAGGAGCAGGAGAUUCUCUCUGAAUCGUAGCGGUAUUCCCCUUGCAGCCUGGAAAGAAAGGAGCAUCAAAUUUUAUCGUCCAGAGCUGGGAUAUUUGUUAUUAAAUAUGGGUGAAAGGCCUUUGUAAAAAUGACAAAGGUGAAGCCCGGAGCAGUGCACUUCUCUAAAAUUUCCUACUGCGGCUUUCGCCUGCAUUUUAAAGCGAGCCGACGCCAAAAUGAGCUUCUUCACUACAUGUGGAUUAAUAAUGCACAGUCUCCAUGUUCAUUACCAGCGAAUGCUGAAGGCUGUUUAACAUAGAGGGAACCAUUUUGAUGAAAAAAAAGUAUUAAUAAUGUUUCCUAUUCUAAGUUAUUAAAUUAGAUUUUAAAAAUACAGCUACAGGCGUUCAGUUCAAAUUGAUUGCAGAGUGAUAGUGGUCUGUUCUUAAAACACCGUCCUCACAUUAUCACACACAUAUUCAUUAAAGCAGGCUUUGGUGACUCAAUAUUGGCCAUUAAGGUGCACCUUCUGAUUAUAAUCAUUAUAUGAGCUUGCAAUUUCAAGAAUGGCUCACCGCGWCUCCUCUAAUGUUGUAAUAUUGUUCUCCAUUAAUUUAAAUUUAAGAGUAAUCUUCAUUAUAAAAGGGGACAGUUUUAAAGGAAUGUGCAGAAUUAACACGAGUUCAAAAUUAGCCCGGGCUAGCUGCGCUUCAUAAUGAGGAAGCUGUCAGUUAUAAAUKGGAGAUAUUAUUCCAGAGCUGAAAGUUUUAUAAGAAAUAAACGCUGCUGGGUGCUGGUAAUCAAAAAUGCAUGAACUUGUAGCAUUGUGUGGAGUUUAGGGCUUUAUAAAUGGUGUCACAGAUGAUUUUUUUAUUGCCAUUCAGCAGCAGAUUGCACAAUAAAAUAUUUACAUCUAAAGUAUCUCUGCUUUCUUUAGGUUGUUUUUUUUUCUUUUAGUUUCCUUGACACUAAAUGUAGCAGUGUAGCCGUGUGUAUUUUAGCUCCAAUGUCAAAUCGACAAAUUUAAAGCUGCUGAAAAAGACAAAAACCUCAACUUACCWUAGAUUUAAAAUUUGAAUCAAUUUGCAAUAAAAUAAUUUAACUCCUAAAGUAGGUAUUUAUUUCAUUUUUGGAAUUGUAAGAAAGUAAGUGUUUAGCARUUAGCAUAUUAGCAUGUCUUUUUAUUCAAAUCAACAGGCUGCCCCUUUUUUAUUAUGUAUUUAUUUCAUUUUAGUAUUUAGCAGCACAUUUUAUGACAUCUGUCUAUAUAUGUAUGUAUGCUGAUGGAUAAUUUUUAGUGGAUUCAGAAAUUAGCAAUUGAWAGAUAGUUAGCAGUUAGCAUGUUAGCAAAGAUGUGUUUCUGUUUAACU
Molecule: messenger RNA, 3823 nt
Organism: Poecilia reticulata (guppy)
Lineage: Eukaryota; Metazoa; Chordata; Actinopteri; Cyprinodontiformes; Poeciliidae
Source: RefSeq, a predicted model, not a curated record